Orbilia oligospora ATCC 24927 is the source of this 345-nucleotide messenger RNA. RefSeq lists its product as uncharacterized. The transcript is spliced from 5 exons. Bases 1 to 345 code for a protein of 114 amino acids. NCBI's taxonomy places the organism in Eukaryota, Fungi, Ascomycota, Orbiliomycetes, Orbiliales, Orbiliaceae. The record is from RefSeq and is a predicted model, not a curated record.
AUGCAGUUCAAAUUCCUCUCCUUCCUCAUCUGCCUCUUCGUCACCUUUGUCUCAGCUGCCGCCAUCUUCACCGGCAAAGAAGGCCAGGUCGACUGGGUCGUCAGCUUCAAGGAUGGCACUCCGAAAUCAAUCAUCGACUUUACUGUUAAGAACCUCAAAGAGGCUGGAGCCGAAAUCACUCACGAAUUCUCUAUCAUAGAGGGUUUCGUCAUCAAGGCUACUGAAGCCGCCGUGAAAGCAUUCCAAGGUCUUGAGGGUUACGCUCAGAUUCAAGCCGAAUGGAAGCCUACCAUUGAACAAGACGGUCCGGUCACCGCCUUUGGAGGAGGUAAAAUCAGAGCUUAA